Messenger RNA from Racocetra fulgida, 1294 nucleotides. The record is from the annotation of a GenBank genome assembly. Lineage: Eukaryota; Fungi; Glomeromycota; Glomeromycetes; Diversisporales; Gigasporaceae.
GUCUGAAGUAGAAAAAGAUGAGGAGCAAGGCAAGGGCACUGGUGAUUCUAGUAAUUGUACACCUAAAUUUGCUUCAGUUUCCGACUUAAGGCCACUAAUGCGUGAGCUGGCUUUGCCAGUGUUUGACAUGCUUAAACAUGGAAAUUUCAAAAAAUCUACGAAUGAUGACGAAUCUACUAAAAUGUCUGAUGAUGCAGAUGAAAGUCAAUUGCGACCUGCAGAGAUAGUUUACCUUCUUGAAGAUCUUAAGCACAAGCUUGAUUUUAAACUUUCGCCACCGGCGUCGAAUGUUCCUUUUUUUGCAAAGAAAACGAAAAAAACGGAACCUGGAAACAAUUCUGAUGAGUUUGCCUUGAUUGCUCGUUAUGCUUCUUUAGACGUUGUUAAGCAAGUUUCUCUUAAAUUUGUCCCACAUUUAUUGCGACACUUGGACUCAAUAUGUGAAGAAUUAAACUCUACAGAUGAUUAUAUAAUCGAAGAUGAUGUAGAAGAAGCAUUACAGCGUUGCCUACAAUUAAUACUUGAGAUUAUUCAUAGAUUACUUUGUUGGACCGAAUUGAAAAGCGUAGAUAAUAAAGAGACGUUGGUUACUGUGUUAAAACAUUUAUGUCCAAAGGCAUUAUCUUCAGCUCCUAGACUUACAUUAGUACAUUCUGAGCUUCUUCAACAAUCUGCCAAUGAAGCAUUUCAAUACUUACAUGGUUUUGUAUCAAGGCUUCCAACUGCAAAUUUAGCCAUAUUGUUGCACAAGAUUCUUAAAAUAAUAGCUGAAUUCGCUCCGAAUUCGAGUGAACUUUUUGCAAAAUCCGGAGAGGUAGCUCGAAAUUUUACAUCACGUACAUGGGAUGAUAUUAAUAAAUUGGAUUCUGAAUCCAUUAUAUAUUUAUUGCGAAAUGAUAUUAGGCAUUCGUCAAACCCAAUAGAUAGAAUAAAAUUUUAUGCAAGUGAUGUUCUUCCUUCUUUAGAUUCACGGGAUGAUAACAUUACAGAGUCAUAUCCAUUACUUAAUAGAAAUACGUUCCCACAUUUUUACAAAGCAUUGUUUAUAGAGCUUGUUGAAGUACUUCAAAAAUUCAGGUCAGAGAAUUUUAACACUGUAGACGAAACUUUGGCACAUAUUUCCAAUACGUCAUUAGAAAUUGUAAUUUUCCAAGUUAAAGCUUUAAUUCAGCAUAACGGGCUGCCACUAUCAACAUUCUUUUUAGGAGAACUUAAACAUCGUGACAUUGAUGGACGUGAAGUCGAUUCUGAUGAUCAAAGGGAUGAUAGAUCACAAAGAGAUGAUAUAAAUUCC